CAGGACUCCUUCCACAACCAUUCAAACAUGGACGAGGCCCCAGCAGCGAGUCUUCCAAAUGGCUCGGAUGGCCAACGGACGCGAUGGAAGUACCUGGACAACAUCCUCAACCGACUUGGUCCUUUCACAGACCCAGAUUGGGAGCAUGGGGAGGCGGCUAUCGAGGGUUUAUCGAGAGCGAAGAUACUUGUCAUCGGUGCAGGUGGAUUAGGAUGUGAGAUUCUUAAAAGCCUUGCGCUCUCUGGUUUUCAAGAUAUUCACGUAAUUGACAUGGACACCAUCGACGUAUCGAACUUGAACCGGCAGUUCCUAUUCCGCCAAGCUGAUGUAGGAAAGUACAAGGCCGAGGUUGCCGCCAAUUUCGUCGAGAAACGAGUUAAAGGCGCCAAAAUUACGCCUUAUUGCGGAAAGAUCCAAGAUAAGGAUGAAGAGUACUACAUGCAGUUUGCCAUAAUCGUGUGCGGUCUUGACAGCAUCGAAGCUCGGCGUUGGAUUAAUGCUACUCUUGUUGGUAUGGUCGACGAACAGAACCCGGAUUCAAUGAAACCAUUGAUCGAUGGGGGGACAGAGGGAUUUAAGGGUCAAGCGAGGGUUAUCUUUCCAACUAUGACCAGCUGCAUUGAGUGUCAGCUAGACAUGCACGCCCCCCGUGCUGCGGUUCCUCUGUGUACGCUUGCAACUAUCCCCCGACAGCCACAACAUUGCAUCGAAUGGGCUCACAUCAUCGCUUGGGAAGAGGAACGUAAGGACAUUACCUUGGACAACGAUGACCCAGAGCACAUUACCUGGCUCUAUCAGAAAGCACUCAAGCGCGCUCAGGAAUUCAAUAUUCCAGGCGUCACUUACUCAAUGACUCAAGGUGUCGUCAAAAAUAUUAUUCCAGCCAUCGCAUCUACCAAUGCCAUCGUUGCUGCCAGCUGCUGCAAUGAGGCUUUCAAGCUCGCCACGAACACCAACCCAUUCCUAGGUUUCCCAGAAACAGACAACUAUAUGAUGUAUACGGGCGAUGAGAGCAUAUAUACAUAUACAUUUCAGCACAUGAAGAAGUCGGACUGCCCGGUUUGCGGCGACGAUAGCAUUGCACGGCCACUGCAGAUUGAUUCGAACUUCACCUUGCAGGAGUUCUUAGACAGCCUAGCAGAGCGGCCAGAAUCUCAACUCAAGAAACCAACAAUUCGGACUGAGGAGAAGUCCUUGUACUAUCAGUUUCCCCCGGAUCUACGGCAACAGACGCAACCGAAUCUCUCCAAGAAGAUCUACGAGCUUGUUGAAAAUGGCGAGGAAGUAGCUAUCACAGAUCCGGCAUUCCCUCUUCAGUUCAAGUACAAGCUCAUAUUCAAGGACUAGGUGACGUCGGUCUGCGUGUAUGAGAUGGUGGUAAGUGGAAAGAAGACCAGCAUUCUCUCGGCGUCACUGUGCUUGGGUCAUAUGAAGGCAUUUUGAAGGAUAGUGCAGAGCGCAAUCAUUGGAAAGGCAGGUCAUAGGUGGCACUCACGUCUAAGCGACCAGAAUACAAUCCAUGACCCAUUACCCGGUUUGCGAAUGGGGUGACAUGGACGUUCUUGUUACAGAUUGAACGUGCGCAUAUGCUACAAGUCUAGUGCUGUUCAUAAUGCUAGUAAUCUCAUACCC
Lindgomyces ingoldianus is the source of this 1632-nucleotide messenger RNA. RefSeq lists its product as uncharacterized. The transcript has 5 exons. Gene Ontology annotation, molecular function: NEDD8 activating enzyme activity. The coding region runs from base 28 to 1347 and encodes 439 amino acids. Lineage: Eukaryota; Fungi; Ascomycota; Dothideomycetes; Pleosporales; Lindgomycetaceae. The record is from RefSeq and is a predicted model, not a curated record. Gene Ontology annotation, biological process: protein neddylation. Gene Ontology annotation, cellular component: cytoplasm; nucleus.